This is a messenger RNA of Epithele typhae, 1845 nucleotides long. RefSeq lists its product as uncharacterized. Lineage: Eukaryota; Fungi; Basidiomycota; Agaricomycetes; Polyporales; Epitheliaceae. Bases 1 to 1845 code for a protein of 614 amino acids. The transcript is spliced from 3 exons. The record is from RefSeq and is a predicted model, not a curated record.
AUGCCGUUCCGCGGCGCCUCGGGUGCUCCCACCUUCAACCCUACCACCGACGCCCGCUCCAUUAUCGGCUUCUUUGAAGAUCUAGACUACAUCUUCGACCAAGCGGGCCAACUUACCGACCAGCAAAAGAAGACGCACGCGGUCCGCUACGCACCAGACUCAGAGAAGACGACCUGGCGUGCCCUCGAGGAGUUCACGGACAACACCAAGACCUAUGAAGAAUUUCAAGCGGCCGUCAAGAAGGAAUAUGUCGGCGACAACAGCACGGGACUCUACAGUCUCCGCGACCUCGACCUCCACGUCUCCACCACGGCGCGCGGUACUCUCGACUCAACUGCGGACUUCAACAUCUACAGCCGGCAAUUCCGCACCAUCGCAACCGUCCUUGUCGCGGGCAGGCAGCUCCGCACCGAAGACCGGGACCAUCUCUUCAUCAACGGCCUCCCUCCCGCGAUGCGCACCUCCGUCCUCGACCGCCUUCACAUCACCGAGACCGCCGUUCGAUACCCGCGGGACGCAUACACCAUCGCACAGGUCACGGCUGCCGCGCACCACGUCCUCGAAGCGUCGGUCAUCAGUCUCGGCACCACCGCUAGUCUCACCGUCCCCGUCCCCGCUGCAACACCGGUCAAGUCCGAAGUCGCUCAGCUUGUCGAGACCCUCAACAUGUUCUUCAACCAGCAGCGUGGCAUGAGCGCUGCGCAACCCCCGCUCCCGACCGCACUCAUCCGCGACCGCCCUCCACACCUCCCCGCUGCCGUACCACAGUCUGCGGGCUGCUUUUACUGCGACGAUGUUAGCCACGGCAUCCGCACGUGCCCACACGUCGAGGCGGACAUCGCGGCCGGCUUCAUGAUGCGGCGCACCAUCGACAGCAAGCUGGUCCUGCCCAACGGCUCCUUCGUUCCACGCACGACCCCCGGAAACACCAUGCGCGAACGGUUCCAAAACUACCAUCAAGCACAUCCAGAAGCUCGGUCCACCGAGAUCCUCGCCCUCGAGCGCCGCCGCGCGCAGCACAGUACGCCAUUCACCAGCAACCGAUCUGAGCGUGCUAAGCGCCGCCUCGUCCGCUUCAAUGACGACGCUCCGCCCGCACCGCGCCCGCCGACACCCGCCCCGCGCGCUCAAGAAGGACCACUCCCGCAACCCUCCGCACGCAUCGAAGAGGUACCAGAUGAAGACGCACCUAUCGCGCCUACUGACAACACUGACGAUGACUACAGUCAGCUCCCAAGCACCUCGGACAAGACUGGAACGACACACCUGCCCACACACGAGCACCCGUUCUCCAACGUCCGCGACGCGACUUACGCUCCGCCCACCCAGCGCAACUUUGGUGCACCUCCCCCUCGGCCUGUCGUGCCCGCCGUCCCGAAGCCAUCUCCCGCCUUUUCCACGCGCCCGCCUGUCUACGACCCGCAACACCUUGAGAACGUUGCAAAGCGCAAUCUAACGGCCCAAAACAAGCUCGUCUCGGAGGUCGAGCUCCUGUCUAUGUCGCCAGACUACUGUGCCUAUGUCCGUCAGCUUGUCACCCCGAAGCGCACCCCGAAUACCACAUCACUCACCCAGAACGACGACCGCACCACUCAGUCCGUCCCCCACGACAUGCGCACUCCGCGGAGCCGCACCCUCGCCAACGACAUGCCUGCCGCCUUCGCCGCUGCCGCUCAAGCGCCACCGCCUGUCGAUGCCCUUGUCGCACAAGACCCGGUAGAAGCAUACCUCAAGAAUCUGCCUCCGGGCGCGCCCCGCGGUGUCUUUGAAGCCGCCGAAUCCGUCUCCAUCCACGCCCUCGAUGCCAUCUUCCCACCUGUACCUCCCGAUAUCGCAAUCAAAUGA